AGUUAAUAUAUAUGUUACCCAGGAAGAUUAUAUGAGACUAAUGCAAUUUUUAGGAGCUAGGGAUAGACAAAACCUGUGUUUGUGCUAAGUGGCUGAGGAUGUUACUGGAUGAUGUUCGGAUAUAACUUCCGUAUAUCUUCACGUCUCUGUGGUCUCGCAUAUAUGGAAGUUAUUAUAAUUCCCGGAUUUAUGGAUACACUAUGACUGAUUUCUACGGAUAAAGCAUUACUUACCUAUAAGAUUCCGGUAUCUGUUAUUUAUAGAUAACUACAUUGUUCCAUGUGGGCUCUGUUGACUCGCCUUAUGUGUAUAUAAAGUAGACCCGAUGUUGAAACUAGAGUCACUGCUGUGGAAGGCAGUGCCUAGGGACGAGGAGUUGGAGAAGUUACAGGGUGAUCUUAAAGGUGGCCCCAAGGAAACUAGUGGUGAGCUGUAUCGCCGCAUUGUGGAGCGCACUGCAGACGCUGUGUGCCAAGCUGACGUCCUGGAUUCACCGGUUGAGCUCAAUACUGAGAGCGUGCUUAUGCUAGAGGAUAUCGCAGCCACGGGUACCUGCCGCUACCCGUGGCCAGUAGUGAAGGUGCUGCUACUGGUAGUCUGGAGCAGGUUAUUCGACCAGAUAUACGAGCAGGAGAAACAGUGCAGCACUGACUCAAUGGACUCCAUGGACUACGCUGAGGAACGACGGUCACUCCUGGCUACGCUGAACAAGUUUGAAUGCGAGCCCCUGACUCUACAGCGACUGUGUGAAAUACCAAUCAACCAACCCUAUAAACGGGUAGACAACCUUAUGCACGCCUACAGAAGGGUGCUUCUGGUUAGGCAGAUGCUGCCCGAGGAGAUAGAAAGGUCAGAUGGCGUUCACAAGGACACUGGCGUGGAAAUGGAGGCUAUACUAGAGAAAGUGGCCACCAGCGGCGCUUCCUGGACUAAAGCCCUGGACAACCCAGAACGACGCGCCUGGGAUGAAGAUUCAUGGAUGGGACUCUGGGAAGACACUGACAAUCCUAAGCUAGGUCCACUGAAGCGGUCACUGGAAGUAUAAUGUCUCGUGUGACUAAUAAAGCCACGAGAUAUAAAUAUCAAUUAGUACCGGGUUCUGUUGGUAAUUUCAACAAUGAUCGCAAAAGGGCGAUGCGCCCCUGUUGGUCCAGGCGCUCCCACUGCCGCGUGUACAGCGGCAGUACCUCGAAACCUGAUUUCUGCAGGUGCUGCAUCACGCGGGAAGACUCGCCAAUGGCAUGCAGAUGCUCCAGCGUAUUGGCACUGGAGCAUGGGUAUGCCUCGUUGCGCGGUACGCGCCAAAUCAGCUCAUCACUGGGUGGUACACAGUAUAACACGCGGCCGCUGUCGGUGAAUACCAGGUGCGCAAAGUACGCACCUGUAACCUGAGGCUCCCCGGCAGUCACACCCAGCUGUGACAGGCAUCCCUGGUAAAUAUUAAUCAACUUGUCAACAC
This is a messenger RNA of Babesia bovis T2Bo, 1459 nucleotides long. RefSeq names its product PPP4R2 family protein. Lineage: Eukaryota; Apicomplexa; Aconoidasida; Piroplasmida; Babesiidae. Bases 326 to 1045 code for a protein of 239 amino acids. The record is from RefSeq and is a predicted model, not a curated record. Gene Ontology annotation, biological process: protein dephosphorylation. The transcript has a single exon. Gene Ontology annotation, cellular component: cytoplasm; protein phosphatase 4 complex; nucleus. Gene Ontology annotation, molecular function: protein phosphatase regulator activity.